CUCCUCACAGCUGAGGCGGCGAAAACAAGAGCUCACAAGCGAGCGAAGAAGGGAAGCCCGGUACAAUAACCCGGAUGACGCGCAGGCGCCUUCUCCGCCCUGCCCUGCCUACGGCCUCCCCAGCCAGCGAAUUGGGGCUCUUCUCCCAUUUGCGGUGUCGGAAGGCGAUCGCGGAGCGGUAUGUCGCCCGCCAUCCACGAGCCGCCUCAUCAGUCCGGCGGCCAGCAGUCGGACGCUACGAAGAAAAGCCUGAAAGAUGAAAUUGAAAUGGUUUUGCGGGAACGCAUUAUGGUUUUGGAUGGAGGCAUGGGGACCAUGAUCCAGCAACAUAACUUAACAGAAGAGCAAUUUCAAGGUGAAGAAUUUAAGGAUCAUAUGAAACCGCUAAAGGGAAACAAUGAUCUGUUAAGCAUAACUCAGCCCGACAUAAUCUACAAAAUUCACAAGGAAUACUUGCUGUCUGGUGCUGAUAUCAUUGAGACAAACACUUUCAGCAGCACCAGAAUAGCACAGGCUGACUAUGGCCUUGAACAUUUGGCUUAUCGGUUAAACAAAAUAUCAGCACAGGUAGCCCGAAAAGCAGCCGAUGAUGUCACUGCUGAGACAGGAAGGAAAAAAUAUGUUGCUGGUGCAAUGGGUCCCACAAACAAGACCCUUUCUGUCUCCCCUUCAGUGGAAAAGCCAGAUUACAGAAAUGUCACUUUUGAUGAGCUCGUGGAAGCGUACACCGAACAAGCCAAAGGACUUCUUGAUGGUGGAGCAGAUAUCAUGUUAGUUGAAACCAUAUUUGAUACAGCCAAUGCCAAGGCAGCUCUCUUUGCGCUCCAGAAGUUGUUUGAGGAAGAGUAUGACCCCAGACCAUUGUUUGUAUCGGGAACCAUUGUCGAUAAAAGCGGCCGCACUCUCUCUGGCCAGACUGGGGAAGCUUUCGUCAUCAGUAUAUCUCACUGUGACCCACUUUGCAUCGGACUAAACUGUGCCUUGGGGGCAGUGGAAAUGAGGCCCUUCAUUGAAGCUAUUGGGAAGUGUACAACAGCCUACAUUAUUUGCUACCCCAAUGCAGGUCUUCCAAACACCUUUGGUGGUUAUGAUGAAACACCUGAAGUGACUGCCAAGCACCUAAAGGAUUUUGCCUUAGAUGGUUUGGUGAACAUAGUUGGUGGCUGCUGUGGAACCACUCCAGCGCAUAUCUGGAAGAUAGCUGAAGCAGUAAAGACAUGCAAGCCUCGCAUUCCUGCCUCCUCCUUUUCAGAAGGCUACAUGCUGCUCUCAGGCUUGGAACCCUUCAGGAUUGGGCAGUACACCAACUUUGUGAACAUUGGUGAACGCUGCAAUGUUGCAGGAUCACGAAGGUUUGCCAAACUCAUCAUGGCCGGCAAUUAUGAAGAUGCCCUGAGUGUAGCCAAGGCCCAGGUUGAGAUGGGAGCUCAAAUUUUGGAUCUCAAUAUGGACGACGGGAUGCUGGAUGGGCCAUGUGCUAUGGCCAGAUUCUGCAACUUCAUUGCUUCAGAACCUGACAUUGCCAAGGUGCCGCUCUGUAUAGAUUCUUCAAAUUUCGCAGUGAUAGAGGCUGGGUUGAAGUGUUGCCAAGGAAAAUGCAUAGUGAACAGCAUCAGUCUGAAGGAAGGCGAAGACGACUUCCUGGCAAAAGCGAGAAAAAUAAAGAAAUAUGGAGCAGCUGUGGUAGUUAUGGCUUUUGAUGAAGUGGGUCAGGCCACUGAAUCUGACGAAAAAAUUUCGAUCUGCACCAGAGCCUACCACCUCCUAGUGAACAAAGUGGGCUUUAAUCCGAACGAUAUCAUUUUUGAUCCCAACAUUCUUACCAUAGGUACUGGAAUGGAGGAACACAAUCUGUAUGCAAUUAACUUUAUCAAUGCGACUAAAACCAUAAAAGAAACUCUGCCUGGAGCCAAAAUAAGUGGAGGCCUUUCCAAUCUGUCUUUUUCCUUUCGGGGAAUGGAAGCUAUUCGAGAAGCAAUGCAUGGAGUUUUUCUGUACCAUGCCAUUAAGUAUGGAUUGGACAUGGGGAUUGUGAAUGCGGGAAACUUGCCUGUGUAUGAUGAUAUCCACAAGGAGCUGUUGCAGUUGUGUGAAGAUUUGAUUUGGAAUAAGGAUCCAGAGGCCACAGAGAAGCUUCUGCGUUACGCCCAGACUCAUGCUCAAGGAGGAAAGAAAGUGAUACAGACGGAUGAAUGGAGAAAUGGCUCUGUAGAAGAAAGACUGGAGUAUGCCCUUGUCAAGGGUAUUGAUAAGUAUGUGGUUGAAGACACAGAAGAAGCUAGGUUAAACAAAGAAAAGUAUCCCAGACCUCUGAAUAUAAUUGAGGGGCCUCUGAUGAAUGGCAUGAAAACAGUUGGUGAUCUUUUUGGAGCUGGCAAGAUGUUUCUACCACAGGUUAUCAAAUCUGCUCGUGUUAUGAAGAAGGCUGUUGGUCAUCUGAUUCCCUUCAUGGAAAAGGAAAGAGAGGAAAUGCGUGCAUUGUCAGGUUCCACAGAAGAAGAGGACCCCUACAAUGGCACAAUUGUGUUAGCUACUGUGAAAGGUGACGUGCAUGACAUUGGCAAGAACAUUGUGGGAGUUGUUCUGGGCUGCAAUAAUUUCAGAGUUAUUGAUUUGGGAGUCAUGACGCCAUGUGACAAGAUACUCAGAGCUGCUCUUGAGAACAAAGCAGAUAUCAUUGGUUUGUCUGGCCUCAUCACGCCCUCUUUGGAUGAGAUGAUAUUCGUUGCCAAGGAGAUGGAGAGAUUAGAAAUCAAGAUUCCUUUGCUGAUUGGAGGAGCAACUACAUCCAAGACACAUACAGCUGUAAAAAUUGCUCCGCGAUAUAGUGCUCCUGUUGUCCACGUCCUAGAUGCCUCCAAGAGUGUGGUGGUUUGCUCUCAGCUUUUAGAUGAGAAUCUAAAGGACGACUUCUUUGAAGAAAUACAAGAGGAAUAUGAAGACAUUAGACAGGACCACUAUGAUUCGCUCAAGGAAAGGAGAUAUUUAUCACUAGAGCAGGCGAGGAAUAAGGGCUUUUAUUACGAUUGGCUAACUGAAUCUAAACCAGUUAAACCGCUGUUCCUCGGCACUAGAGUCUUUGAAGAUUAUGAUGUGCAGAAGCUGGUGGAAUACAUUGACUGGAAGCCCUUUUUCGAUGUCUGGCAGCUCAGAGGCAAAUACCCCAACCGGGGAUUUCCUAAAAUCUUCAACGAUAAAACAGUGGGGGAAGAGGCAAAAAAAGUUUAUAAUGAUGCGCAGAAUUUGCUGAAAACGUUGAUUAUGCAAAACAGAUUUAAAGCUAAAGGUCUGGUUGGAUUCUGGCCAGCUCGGAGUGUUCGAGAUGACAUUUAUUUAUAUGCCACAGAAGAGGAAGUGCAGUCUUCAGAACCAAUAGCUAAAUUCUGUGGGUUAAGGCAACAGGCUGAGAAAGACUCUUCUUCUACAGAUCCCUAUUACUGCUUGUCUGAUUUCAUAUCCCCUCUGGAGUCGGGUAUACCUGACUAUUUGGGUCUUUUCGCUGUGGCAUGCUUUGGAGUAGAUGAGCUAUGCACAGAAUAUGAGAAGCAGUCUGACGAUUACAAUAUCAUAAUGGUGAAAGCGCUGGCAGAUCGGUUAGCGGAGGCAUUUGCUGAGGAGCUGCAUGAAAGGGUCCGGAAAGAAUUUUGGGCUUACUCUGAGGGCGAACAGCUAGAAUUUUCAGACCUGCGUAGAAUCAGAUAUGAGGGGAUUCGUCCUGCCCCUGGGUAUCCCUGUCAACCUGACCACCUGGAAAAACUCACCAUGUGGAGACUUGCAAGCAUUGAAGAGGCAACAGGUAUUCAGCUGACAGAAUCCUUAGCCAUGCUACCUGCUUCAGCAGUGUCAGGUCUCUAUUUUUCCAACCCUGAAUCCAAGUACUUCGCUGUUGGGAAAAUAUUGAAAGAUCAGGUUGAAGAUUAUGCCUUAAGGAAAAACGUGCCUGUGGCAGAUGUGGAAAAAUGGCUGGGGCCCAUUCUUGGAUAUGAUCCAGAAUAACUGUAUAUGCAUUGAGGGUAGGGAUGUGAUAGGGCUUUUGUCUUGAAAGAUACGAAUGAGAAGAAAAGGCAAAGCUCAGGACUCACGCACAAGAAACAGGUACCAAAUGGAGGCAACCACCUCAUCCCUGCCCCCAACAAGCCACAGUGCCUGCCACAGCAGAAGCUAAAAAAAUGUUGGCAAUGGAGUAAACCUUUGAGUUUUGGUCACCAUAGAAAGUCAAUUAAAAUGACCAACAUGUGGUGACCAUUUAAAGUACAGAUACAUUUUCGCAUGCAUCAUGUUUCUAAUUAAAAAUAUCCUCCCACUUGAUUUUUGGAGCCCAAUGUAAAAGAGAUGAAUAUGCACACAAAAUGCUCCUGACUUGCUAAGAUGUUGGGGCUUUUAAUCAGAAAAGUUUAGUAUUUAAAUGUGCUGUUAGAGGAGCACCAAUGAAACACUACACAGAGCCCAUAACCCAUAAUUAUCUCCCUGUGUGAAUAUUGUUACUGGGUUGAGCACAGCCAUUAUUAUUUAUUUGUAGCCAUAAAAAACUAUGUCAAGACAAAUAUUUGCACUGAUAUGUCCCACUGCCCAGGAAUAUAAAUAUAAUCACAGGACACUGAUCCUUGAUUGGACUGUGUGUAUAUAUAUAAUAGCAAAUAGAGUCAGAAAUCUGACAGAGAUUUAAGUGCCUUGAUUCUGAUUUCCACGGUAAUUUCUCUUUUCAGCCUUUGUCUUUCUAAAUAAGCUUACCCAAUUGUUCACUGUAGCUCAACUAUCUGGUAGACUCAGGAAAAUCAUGUAAUUCUUUGAAUUUUUAAAUUUCUACUUCUAUUCACAGGUAGUUAAGCUUUCUGUUCUGUUACUACUGGGGAAAGUCUCUUUGCCUGUCUUUUUUUGCUAUAUACCAACAUUUGCCACAGUAUUACGCUCUAAGUCUUUAGGUGUUUACUUCUUAAAGUGUGGCACCACACUAGCUUACCUGCUGCGAUAAUAAGGUUGGUCGCUCUCCACUGAAAUUCCCCACCCAAUUGCGUUUUUGAAGACCUGUGUGAUUCUUUGAAUUUUCCCAGUUUGAGAGAUAAGAUUUCCACAAUAUAAUUUCAUGCAUGCUCUCUUGUAGCAUGAGAAUAGCACUCUAAUUCAAAGAAGCAUAAGUAUCAUUUAUGAACAGGUUUUGAUAGGUUCUGCUCAGGGCCUCGAUAAAGUGAAAGUAAAUAGUUUACAUUUCUUAAGCUACAAAGAAGCAUCUAAUUUUGUUAUACUUGACAUGAAUCUGUCCCAGACCAAUAGAUUAGAGCUGACUCCAGAAAACAAGGUAAAAACAGGACUAAGUUUGACAUUCUUGAAAGGUCAAAUGUAUCCUUUCAAGAACAGUUGAAACGUGAUGGACAAUUCUUAACAGGUUGUUCUUGAUGAGUGGACAUAUGGAUAUAUCCCCAAUGGCUCAGACUGCCAGUCAGCGUGUGAUGUGCUGAGCUGAAAUAAGUGCGUUCAGUACUGCUUGAGAAAAAGUUGUUUGAGUAUCCUGGUUCCAUUAUCCAAGUAUCAUGGAAGCUGCAUGGCUUCUUUCCAUACUCCUUGAAUAAUUUAGAUAGCCCCAGGGCUUUUAGCCCUCCAGGUGCUACUGCAUUAAAACUUCUGUUGUCUCUGACCAUUGGUCAUACUGUUUAGGAUAGACAGGAGUUGCAAUCCAACAACAUCUGGAGGACUAGGAUGUUCCUCACCGCUGCACUGGAGCAUUGCCCCUGUUUCCAUGCUGGAAUGGAAAGCUGUAUUACUGUGAUUCCCCUCCCCCCCUGAUCUUGGACUUCUGAUGUUACCCAAAGCACUUGGGUAAAAUCAAAAUGCAGCAGGUGAUACGAAAUUAUUGCCUAUAACAUGACUGAGGGUCAGAUAAGGCUGUCAGGAGGGCAAUUUGCACAGAGAAAACAGAAAUAUAUCUCUGGGUGGAUUUCUUUUGACUACAGAAGGACAAGUUCACAAAAGGAUCAAUGUUAUACUAGCUGCAUAGAGAAGACAUUGACGUGGUUUGCAUGCCAUUGUCACAUUAAGCCAAAAUAUGGCUUAUCGCAAAUACACAGGCUUCCAAAGAAGAGAAUUUCGCUAUUUUUCUUGUCCUCAGUAGUCCUACAACUGCACUGAGCUACACCAUCAUUUGCCUCAGUGUCUUGGGGAUCAUAGUUUUGCUCUGCUGGACUAGCCAUAAACUAUUAAGAUAAACCUGGAUUUGGACAAUAUGCCAAACCAUGACUUAGCUCAGUGGAGCAGCAGAAUGGCAGAGAGGUAAGCCACAAUGAUCUAAUCUAAAGUUUGUGUGUUCACACUAAGCCAUAGUCUGGCUCUUUGACAUGUGAACCAGGCCUAUGAAUGGAAAAUUUGCUGCUUGCUUCCUGAAAGUUUAUUUUUCAGUUACCUAGUCUAGCAAAGCUGCCUUUAGGUGUUGAUGCAUCUGCAAUGCAACUUGCUUAGCAGCUGAUGUCAAUAAAAACAAGAACUUUGAUUAUUAAACUGCCAAACAAUAGAACACAUUCAGAGCAUUGUGAAGUGCAGCAGGAAAUAUGAAAAUGGAUGUUUAAAUAUGUAGUCAAAGCUUGUGUGUGUGCUUUAUGUAACGGUACAUUCUUCUGACUUGCAUAAUGUUUUGUAUUAUAAAUGCAUAUUGAGACUGAGUUUCAAAAGUUUGCCAUUAAAUUUUGAUUCAGUCAAA
Molecule: messenger RNA, 6688 nt
Organism: Lacerta agilis (Sand lizard)
Lineage: Eukaryota; Metazoa; Chordata; Lepidosauria; Squamata; Lacertidae
Gene: MTR
Product: 5-methyltetrahydrofolate-homocysteine methyltransferase
Exons: 33
Coding region: 181-3996 (1271 amino acids)
Biological process (GO): pteridine-containing compound metabolic process
Molecular function (GO): cobalamin binding; methionine synthase activity; zinc ion binding
Source: RefSeq, a predicted model, not a curated record